Pocillopora verrucosa is the source of this 1359-nucleotide messenger RNA. RefSeq names its product eukaryotic translation elongation factor 1 epsilon-1-like. Gene Ontology annotation, cellular component: cytoplasm; nucleus; aminoacyl-tRNA synthetase multienzyme complex. Gene Ontology annotation, biological process: positive regulation of DNA damage response, signal transduction by p53 class mediator. The record is from RefSeq and is a predicted model, not a curated record. NCBI's taxonomy places the organism in Eukaryota, Metazoa, Cnidaria, Anthozoa, Scleractinia, Pocilloporidae.
GAACCAAUCUACCAGCGGUUCUUUCCUUGAAAAUUUUCAACAUGGCUGCAGUGCUGGCGGUGAAUGGUUGUGCAGAAGUAGAAAAUUUGCUACAAUUUUGCAAUAUUUCGAAAGAAAGGAUUCGUGUGGAAGAGCAAAAAGAGUUCACCUCACCUAAGGAGCCAACUUUGACCUUUAGUUCAGGCGAAACAGUAACUGGUGUGCGAACAGUAGGGGCAUAUCUCUCCAGAAUAUCAACUCAAAAACUUCUUGGAGGGUCAGCUCUGGAGAGAGCUCUAGUAGAUCAGUGGAUGGAAUACUGUCAGUCACAUUUGGAAUCUUCUCUUCAGGAUGGAACUCUUAUCAAAGGGGCAUUAAGAUAUUUGGAUAAAUCUCUGUCUAGAACAGUAUAUCUGGUGGGCUGUCAGUUAACACUAGCUGAUAUCAUGUUGUAUUAUGCACUUCAUCCUCUAAUGCUGGAGCUUAGCAUCCAAGAAAAGGAACAAUUUAUUAACCUUUCAAGAUGGUUUAAUCAGGUGCAGUAUUACCCUGGAGUCCGACAAUAUUUGCCUGAAGUAUCAUUUCUACGCAACAUGCUCUACAGUUGACAUUGUGGUACAUCAUUUGAUUAUAUGAACUUAUAUGUAUUUUACUGCUAAGACGUAUGCCCUAAUUCCCAAAUGUGUUGCCAAUUAUGACUAAAUAAAUUUAUUACUUAUUCUGUCUUUGAAUGCAAUGCUAUUUUGUUUAUUACAGUAGAACUGUAGAAUGAGAAAAAAAAAAUGAGUCAAACCCAUCAACAUUAUUUUUUUUGUUUACUUUUAUUGGCAUAGUUCUUUGUGUAGUGUUUUUUUUGUCAUAAGUUAUAAAGAACAAGUUUUGAUACUACCACUCUUGCAGGCUGAAUAAAAUAUGUAUUUACUUCCAGACUGGCAAAACAAUCUCAAAAUUGCAGAUGCAGUGUUAAAUGCAGACAGUAAUAAAUUAUUUGUUUUCUAUGUUAACUUGAUGAAUAUAUUGUUCUAUUUGCUACUUUUUUUUUAAUAACUUCUGUUAGAGCUAAAAUGCCAUGCCCAUUCCUAUCUCUACAAAAUUGUACCUUAAAAAUAAUAUGCUACCUAAUUAGCUCAACAAUAUUCGUUUUUUUUUUAAAUUCCCCCUCUGGAAUCCUCUUUAAUAUGAGUCUCUUUAUAAGAGUACAAACAUUUUUUAAGGAUAUAUAUGUUGUACAUAAAAUAAUCCUUGUACAUCACUUGUAUGCUUUUAACACCACAAUAUACAAAAUAUUUCUCAAAACUACCUGGGCAGAAGUAGGUGCCUUUUAGAUACUUGCUGUACACACUUGCAAUAAAUUAAGCCUUUUCCUUAAAAAAUAAAAUA